Messenger RNA from Fusarium pseudograminearum CS3096, 2517 nucleotides. RefSeq lists its product as uncharacterized. The transcript has a single exon. Lineage: Eukaryota; Fungi; Ascomycota; Sordariomycetes; Hypocreales; Nectriaceae. The coding region runs from base 1 to 2517 and encodes 838 amino acids. The record is from RefSeq and is a predicted model, not a curated record.
AUGCCGACUUAUCUAUGCCACGGAUUUCGAUGGCACCGCCGCGAUAUCCGCAUUUUCGUCAUACUGAACGAUCUUGAAGACGCGGCCCCAAAUUGGAUUCUUGCGCCUGCGUCUUCCUAUUGCAUCCUCGAUCAGUUACACGCUCAAUUUGAUUUCCUGCCCGAGCUCACUCCGCCAACCACGCCGACACAAGCAAGUUUCAGCAAUGCGAAAAACAUCAAGCCCAAGCCCAAGCCCAAGCCUGAUCAUGUGGAUGACGACCACAAUCUCCCCAAAUCACGUGUACCCGACGCCGAAGAUGCUGUUCUCAUGCACUCAUGGUCCCCAGUCAGGCUGCUGGAGGAGUUUGACGUGGACGAGAUGACAAUGGCAUGUAGGCCAUAUGCCUACGUAGCUGAUCAUGUGGUGAGAAUUGAUCUGAGUGUGGAUGUUGCAGGUGAGAUGGCCAGGUACUACGAAAGAAUGGCAGGCGAGGAUGGCUGGAUCGUUAAAUUGAGGGAUCAGUUGCAGAAAGGGGAGCCGGUGAAAUGGUACGUCAUCGUCUGCGGCGACGAGGUGAGAGAAGUCCCUGGUAAAAGUGAUGAAGAAGAACAAGAGGUUGGGUAUGAGCAGCUAAGAGAAAGAGCACAACACAUGGCACGAGCCAGGAGGACGAGAGAAAUUAUAGACGGUUCUUCCAACUCGCCAUCUGAAUACGAGGAUGACGGCGACCAGGACGAAGACGACGCUCUUACUGUAUUGGAAGACAUACUAGAUCACUCUGAAGGUGCUUCUACUCCAAGACCUCUUUCAUUAGAACUACCCGAUGUCCAUAUACCACUCCAGUCUCGACUUGACCCAACCAGAGCAUCAGUCUUGACCACCUCAACAGUCUGGUCCCAGGAUCAGUCACCCGAUGAAACAGCAAAUAUGGACGCUCCAGACAUUGACAAACCAAUCUUACCCAGCGAGCUCGAUCCUAACAGAACGUCCAUGUCCACAGCAUACUCAAUUUGGUCCCGAAAAGAAACACCGGAUGCUGAUAUGCGACUGCGCCAAUCUGAGAUAACGCAGUAUUCAGCUUCGACAACAUCAGGGCUGCAUUCUGAAAAUGGGCGCACUCGUCUUGAGCCCGAAGAGUUUGCCAAGGCGCAACCACCAACGCAAAAAUUCGUAAGGGAAGAGACUCCAGAUGUCGUGCGGCCUCUUGAGCCUGCAGAGCUUGUUUCAUCAAGGACUUCGACGCCACCAACGCCCAAAAAUUCACAGAGGAAACUGCCGGCUCCAAGCUUAUACAGGCCUGAGAGCUUUAUCCCGCCUUUCUCGCCCCCCUUGCCAUCUUCAGAGAUUUUCCCCGAUGAAGCCCCUAAAUCGACGGUUCCAAACGAAACCGAGGCUACAAAACCGACAGAGCCUCCAUGGCCGUUGUCGUCCGACUCACCACUGGGAUCAUCAGGGUCUAGUACUUACCACAACGAAGAGAAUUCUUUUCCGUUGGUCUCAUCGCCAGCACAUUCUAAAAAUCCACCUGCAACUACAUUUUCUUUACCUAAAGAAAUCACACCACCUAGAAUACCUUCUCCAGCAUCAAAGUACCCUCUGCAGCCGCAGUUUCCGGGACCUACAAUGUCUAGGUUCGAGGAAAGCGUAUUGCAAGCUUCACCAUUACUUGUAACGCCGAAUCCUAAGCGCCUAGAAAAACCAAGUUCUGGAGUCGUGUACCAAGCUGGAGAACCUAUGCCCAAAAAGCAGCCGCCAUCAUCGUUACCCAGGUCCAGUGUUGUGCGUGCUCCUCCACCCCUAAAUAUCAACAUGGCAAACUCGAUCAAGCGCUCGACUUCAAAUCCUGCAAAGAACAUUACGCCACCGACAUCGGCUCAACGAGAGACAUCUGAUCUAAAUAUGAAGACACCCCCUAUAACUCCUAGAACCCCCAAAACACCUACAGGACAACCACUCACAAAAGCCUCGCCAAAAUCACGAAUACCGAGAAGCGGAACAAAGAAUAUACGACUGUCAACCUUACCACCUCCACCUGAACCGGCAGUGAAGAGUCCUGUCCGUCCUCCUACGCCGCCAAAGCCAAAGCCUCGCCUUGGGCAGAAGGAGGAGCCGCAGAGAAGACCACAAAUAGCACCAGAAGAGGGAAUGCCGUUAAGACCUAACGGGGGAGGGUUUUCGAGGCCACUCCAAUAUGAUGUCCCCAGAUCUAUGCAAAAACCAGGAGGCGAGAGAGUGAUGCUAGGGCCAAAACUGGCACCAACAUCAAUACCAACAGUCGCUACAAGCUACAGUUUGAGUGCUACUACACAAGCAAAUGCGCCGCUCAACUCAGUAAUGCCAGCGAGGGCGAGAGCGCAACCACCCUCAAAUCUAGCACAGAUUCGACAGCCUAUCGUAUCUAACCAGAAUAAUGAUGGGCAUACUCUUGAAGGAGGAAAACAUCAAAAACAUCACGUUGCUCGAAGCCAUUCGGUUGCCGACGGGUUUAAGAGGCUUUUCAGGAGACCGUCUCUUGCCAAAGGAUCCCACCAUUGA